UGGAUCGAUAGAGAGCCCCAGGCUCCUGGUUCUUGCAAAAAGCAAAGCAGCCAUGAUUGAGGCCGCCGCCAUGUUCGACAUAUUUCCGGACGGCCGACGCUUACGUUAACGCGUUCGAGGCUUGCAACAUCAUCCACUCGGAAGUUCCGAUGUUCGCAUCGUCACCCCUGGACGACCGCGCAAUCACGACCGUCUGCCAGGACUACUCUUUAUUCAAAAGAACUUUACAGCAAUCGCGGAUACUGGAAGAUAACAUAAUACCGAGACUAAACGGAUUGACGACACGGCAACCGAACUUUAGAGAGUCCUGUCAGCGGUUUGAAGAUACAUUACAAGCGGCGUAUCGAAGUAGAGAACGAUUGAUAGCAGAAUGUCUACGUGUGCGAGAUGAGAGGAUAUCGAAGAACAGAGCAAAAUUGGGGCCUUACUCGCCUGAAGACGAUUCGGAUCUCAGUAAUGAGAUUGCUCACGAUGAGGGACAGCGCCGAGCAAUAGAACGCGAGUUCACAGUCGAAGAGAUCCUACGCUCACGGACCUCCAACGUGUUCAAAACGCGAUGCGCCGAUUCCACCAUCAUCAAAGAUUUUUGGGACGUGAGGAGGGAUGCUAAACCUGUGUCCGAGUCGUCGUAGAGUUUGUAGCCAGCGAGGGGAAGAUUAGAGUUAGAUGGCUGAUUCUUCGCUGGUUCGUUUUGCGGGAAAUGAAAUGACGACAUCUAUCAACACCUGAGCCUUUGCUGCAGGACAUCAUUCCGUGCAUCCGCUUUGAACUCCAUCGUGUGACAUUAGGCGAGGAUCACAAUCCUUAUAUUGUUUUACGGUCAUGACAACCAGUAUUUUUACAGGACAGGCUACUCCUUUGAAGACUUUA
Fimicolochytrium jonesii is the source of this 870-nucleotide messenger RNA. RefSeq lists its product as uncharacterized. Bases 150 to 632 code for a protein of 160 amino acids. The record is from RefSeq and is a predicted model, not a curated record. Gene Ontology annotation, cellular component: mitochondrial intermembrane space; mitochondrion. The transcript is spliced from 7 exons. NCBI's taxonomy places the organism in Eukaryota, Fungi, Chytridiomycota, Chytridiomycetes, Spizellomycetales, Powellomycetaceae.